GCCGGCAGCUCCCAGGGGUCCUGAAGCGUCCGUUACUCCCCGCAGAGCCCGGGCUCCGCACGCGGCUGCCGGCCGGGGCUUUGCGGCUCCCCGAGGCGGGGGCGGACCCGCGGGGGGGCGCUGCAGGGAGCCGGUGUCCGGGCCUUGCCCCCCAGCUGGGGGCGGGGCCGGGGUGUCCGUGCCCCCCCCCCCCACCGGUGUAUAUAGGCCGGGCCAAGGCAGCCGGCGACCGCUGCCGUGGGUAAAAUGGCCGCCGCUGUCGCGCGGGGCGUGUCGGUGCCGGAGCUGCCGCGGCUGCUGGCGCGGGACCCCUACCUGGCCCCCUUCGCGCCCGACUUCCAGCGCAGGUAUACCCUGUUUCAUGACCGAUUGAGGAACAUUGAAGAAAAUGAAGGCGGCCUUGAUAAAUUUUCAGAAAGUUACAAAACCUUUGGAGUCAAUCAACUUGUGGAUGGCGGACUAUAUUGCAAAGAGUGGGCUCCAGGGGCAGAAGGAGUGUUUCUUACUGGCGACUUCAAUGGCUGGAAUCCAUUUUCUCAUCCAUAUAAGAAAAUUGAUUAUGGGAAAUGGGAGUUGUUCAUCCCACCUGGACAAGAUGGAUUCUCUCCUGUGCCCCAUGGAUCAAAAUUAAAGGUGGUGAUCCGUAGUAAAAAUGGAGAGAUUCUCUACCGUAUUUCACCUUGGGCCAAAUAUGUAGCACGCGUAGAUAGAAAUGUGAAUUAUGAUUGGAUACACUGGGAACCACCACUGCCAUAUCUACGCAAACAUCCUCAACCAAAGAAACCAAAAAGCUUAAGAAUUUAUGAAUCUCACGUGGGAAUUGCUUCCCCAGAUGGGAAAGUUGCUUCUUAUAAAAACUUUACGUAUAACAUACUACCUAAAAUAAAGGAUCUUGGAUACAAUUGUGUUCAGCUGAUGGCUAUUAUGGAACAUGCUUACUAUGCCAGUUUUGGUUAUCAAAUCACAAGUUUUUUUGCAGCAUCAAGCCGUUAUGGAACCCCAGAUGAUCUGAAGGAAUUGAUUGACGUUGCCCACUCAUUGGGAAUUACUGUUCUAUUGGAUGUUGUACACAGCCAUGCAUCAAAUAACUCUGAGGAUGGUCUGAACAAAUUUGAUGGUACAGAUUCCUGCUUUUUCCAUUCCGGUCCUAGAGGAACGCAUAGUCUUUGGGACAGCAGACUUUUUGACUAUUCAAAUUGGGAAGUUCUGAGAUUCCUUCUCUCUAAUUUGAGAUGGUGGAUAGAAGAAUAUGGCUUUGAUGGCUUCCGGUUUGAUGGUGUUACAUCUAUGCUAUAUCACAAUCAUGGAAUUGGUACAGGCUUCAGUGGAGAUUACCAUGAAUAUUUUGGUCUACACGUAGAUGAAGAUGCCCUCAUUUAUCUAAUAAUGGCCAACCACAUGAUUCAUUUAUUGCAUCCAGAAUCCAUAACAGUAGCUGAGGAAGUUUCUGGGAUGCCAGCUCUUUGUUGCCCUAUUGCCCAAGGAGGAAGUGGAUUUGAUUAUCGGCUGGCCAUGGCAAUUCCAGAUAAAUGGAUACAGAUAAUUAAAGAGUUGAAAGAUGAAGAUUGGAAUAUGGGCAAUAUAGUGUACACGCUGACAAACAGGCGGUAUGAAGAGAAAUACAUUGCAUAUGCAGAGAGCCAUGAUCAGGCCCUUGUUGGUGAUAAGACGUUGGCGUUUCGGCUGAUGGAUGCAGAGAUGUAUACAAAUAUGAGUGUGCUUUCACCUCUCACUCCGGUUAUUGAUCGUGGAAUACAGCUUCAUAAAAUGAUUCGCCUCAUUACUCAUGCACUUGGAGGAGAGGGUUAUCUCAACUUCAUGGGUAAUGAAUUUGGGCAUCCAGAAUGGUUAGACUUCCCCAGAAAAGGAAACAAUGAGAGUUACCAUUAUGCCAGGAGACAGUUUCAUUUAGCCGAUGAUCACAUUCUUCGCUAUAGAUUCCUAAAUGCAUUUGACAGAGAUAUGAAUAAAUUGGAAGAAAGAUUUGGCUGGCUUGCAUCUCCCCCGGCUUUUGUGACUGAAACUCAUGAAUCAAAUAAGGUCAUCGUAUUUGAGAGGGCAAAUCUAAUUUUUAUAUUCAAUUUCCAUCCAUCUAAAAGUUAUGCUGAAUACAGAGUGGGUGCUGAAACUCAAGGAAAGUAUAAAAUUGUGCUGGAUUCUGAUGCACCAGAAUAUGGAGGACAUCAGAGACUGGACCACAAUACAGAAUACUUCACUGAACAAUAUACACAUAAUUAUCGAUCUAAUUCUCUUUUGGUGUACAUUCCAAGCAGAGUGGCUAUUGUGCUCCAGAAUAUGGAUAUCCCGAACUGAAGAUCUUCAUAACCAUCACUGGAGAAGCAAAAUGUGGAGAAGAAAUAUUGUAAAGCACUCAACAUCACACAGUUCACACUAUGAAUGCUUUUUGAAACUAAACAUAGUAAUAUUAGGUCAUUGAAAUGUAGGAUUAAUAUUUACAUAUAAUUACAGUGCUCUCAAGUUGCUAAAAUCUAAUUCAAGGCGACAAUAUAUGAAAGAAAUAAAAAGAAAAAUGCAUCUUUGCAUUUCUGAUGUUACAGCAUUACAUUUUAAAACAUUUCAGAGCAGCUGGCAUUCUCAAUUAAACUAUCAUUUCCAGUGUCUUAGCAGGAACAAUGUUGUACUGAAAGUGUUCUUGCUCUGAUUUCAGCAAUUUCUUUGAAUGCUUUUUUAUCAUUUUGAUAUUGAAUUCAAAUACUCAUUACAGAUCAUUGUCUACUGUUAGGAUAAAGAGAAACAGCAUGUUGAAGUAAAACAUAAAUAAUCUGACAGAAGGCAGCCUUCUGUGUUUGAGGGAUCCCAUUCUGCAGCAAAUUCCAAGAUAUAUCUAGGGUGUGCAGUUUUUCCAAUCAGGAAUACUGUCCUCUGCCAUUUUUAUUUAAUGAAAAUUUCACAGUAAAAUCUUAAAAGCUAGUGGAUAAACUGGGACACAUGUCCCUUGGGUUCUAGUCAUGGCUCUCUGUCACUUAUCUGUUGUGCAGUCUUGGGCAAGUCAUUUCACUCUGUGUUCCUCAGGUUCCAUAUCUGAAAAAUGGGGCUCAUGAUAAUUGCCUACCUUUUGCAAAGCAUUUUGAGGUGAGAAGUGCUCUGUGAGAGCUAAGUACUAUUACGUUUACUGAAAUGGUACAAUAAGUGAAACAAUUUUAAAAAGAACAUUUAUUCUUCUACGUACUCUCUCAUAAAUCUAAGGACUCUGUAGCCAGUGGUUUCACUGCUUCCUAAAGCUGCCAUUUAACUUGGAGCACUUGUAAUGUUGAUCUUGCAUUUUUAUAAUUUAAAAAAUAUUUUGCUUACCAGGGAAGAAACAGUAUUAGAAAUAUAGAUCUAUGUUUUUCAAACCAAGCUUUUCGAUAUGUUCAAGCUAGUAAAUGGUUUGGAGUGCUGGCUGAAAUUGUUGUCUAAGUGAAUUCUUUACAAGAAAUCUAGCAUAGUAAAGAAUAAGAUUCUGUAUAUUCAAAUUGUAUCAGCAGAGUAUUCAUUUUAACUCUGAAAAGGUCGUACAGAUUUAAAGACAAAUGCUUUAUUUUGCUACACUAAUUUAAAAACAUGUUGACCUACAUAUUUGUAUAUGCUCCAAAAUAAGGUACUGUUUUGCUUUACAAUCCAUUUUGAUUUACAGUUUUAUUUUAUAUAUGAUAUAAAAUGAUAUAUAUGAUUUUAUAAUUUAGAAAUAUUCAACAAAGAAAAUGUCCACAACAAGUUUUAUUAAUUCAGGGGUCCUCAAUGCGGUGCCCGCAGGACACCCCACCACCGAAAUGCUGCUGAGAAGUGUUGCCAUUUCUCGAUGGCAUUUCGGCAGCGAUGCUUCUUCCUGCUGCCACUUCUCUGCAGCAGCAUUUCGGCGGCGGGGUGUCCAGCGCCAGCCACAGUCUUCUGGGAAUAGCAAUAUGCUAUUAAUAUGCUAUGCCACUGUAUUAAUUCAUAGUUCUAUACAUCAGUCAUCUUCUGUCUAAGUCUUCUAAAUGGCCAAACAUUUAUGCCCACACUGACAAAAACCUUGCAUGUUUUUUAAUAUACUUAUUAGAACUUUAACUUGGAAAUAUUUCGAAAACAAAAGAAUGAGUGGGACAGCAUAAUAUAACAUGAUGGGAAACCAAAGUCUUUUGAUAGAUCUCACAUUAAAAGGGGUUCAUGAACAUCCCAACUCUUACUGUAUUCUGUGCAACAGAUAUGUGAAAGACCAAUACCAUAUGCAACUGUGCUAUGUAAUGUCACAGCUCCAUUUCCCCCCUUAAUUCAUUGUGCAUUAAUGAGCUAUAAAUGCAUUCCCAUACACUUAUGCUUAAAAAAAUACACUGAAGUGUUUUAAUAACUGGAACCAAUUAUUGUUUCCAAAGUUGUAAACUUUGUAGUGAAAUAAAAAGCAAUGUAAUUAUCUGCUAUAUUUAUGUUAAAUUGAUCUACUAAUAUAUUCUGUAGAUUUUACUGGCACAUGUUCCAGCGUUCCAAAAUGUAAUGCAAGGCAAUUGCCCUUGUCAAACUUUUGUGCAAGAGAAGCAAUAAAUGUGUGAUGUGAAGUAGAAACUGUAAAAUUACAUGCAAAUAAACUGCGAGAAAGGUAAAACAUAAA
Messenger RNA from Caretta caretta (loggerhead turtle), 4588 nucleotides. It is a transcript of the gene GBE1, whose product is annotated as 1,4-alpha-glucan branching enzyme 1. Lineage: Eukaryota; Metazoa; Chordata; Testudines; Cheloniidae. Gene Ontology annotation, biological process: glycogen biosynthetic process. Gene Ontology annotation, cellular component: cytoplasm. The record is from RefSeq and is a predicted model, not a curated record. Gene Ontology annotation, molecular function: 1,4-alpha-glucan branching enzyme activity; hydrolase activity, hydrolyzing O-glycosyl compounds; cation binding.